CAAAUUUAAGUAGAGAUUUAUUUUACUUCAUUUUAAAAAAAAUAAUUGUUUAGUUUAUAUUAUUUUCCCUCAGGAAAACCCAACAAAGAGCAUUAAUGUUUCGUCAAUUUUGCCUUUUUUUCACAUCUAAGUGUCAUGUUUUCUGGUUUUGUGUUUUUUCUUAAAAGGGAAUCUCAAAUGUUGUUCGGUGUGAAUUACACGUCCUUAUUCCUUUUAGACCUUUAGUUUUGGGGAACCUUUGAAAAGAAAAGCUGAAUGCAUGUCCAGAGAAGAAUCUAAUCCCACUUCCAUUGCUUAAGAAAAGGUCUGAUUGUUCCAUUGGCUAGACUCUACUAUAGAGUACAGCAGCCUGUGUUCUGUUCUGCUCUGUUUGGCUACCUAGAAAGUCUUUUUGGGUGCGAGAAUAAUGGAGAGGAGUUUUGUGUACGAAAAUGGGAUUGUGAUGACCAGAGACCCAAAACCGAGGCUGAGAUGGACGGCUGAUCUCCAUGAUCGAUUUGUAGACGCCGUUAAUAAACUUGGUGGCCCUGAAAAAGCAACUCCCAAAGCUGUCUUAAGGCUAAUGGGAUUAAAAGGUUUGACAUUGUACCAUUUAAAAAGCCAUUUACAGAAGUACAGACUUGGGCAGCAGGCUCGGAGACAGAAUUCAGUAGUGCACAGCAAGGAAAGUAAUGGCUGUUCAUAUGUACAAUUUGGUAGUCAUUCCUCAGUGACUACUAGCACAACUUCAUCAAGAGGUGACAAAGAACAAUGUGAAAUCCCAACUACAGAAGCACUAAGGCAUCAGAGUGAAGUACAAAAAAGAUUAGAAGAGCAGCUUGAGGUUCAGAAGAAACUACAGAUGAGAAUAGAAGCCCAAGGAAAGUACUUACAGGCCAUACUAGAGAAAGCUCAAAAGAGCCUCUCACUUGACAUGAACGGGCCUGGUAACAUAGAGGUGGCCAAAGCCCAAUUAACAGACUACAAUUUGGCUCUAUCAAACUUCAUGGAGAGCAUGAGUGAAGUGGAGCAAAAGGCAAGCAUACUUGAUCAAAUGGGCGGGGUUUAUGGAAAAGAAAAUGAAUCAAGUUUCAAGAUUUACGAAGAGGGUAACAAAGAAGACUUUGAAGAUAGUAAGCUCAAAGAUACCAAUACCAAUACCAUACAUUUUGACUUAAACACCAAAAGUGGGUAUGAUUUUGUAGGUGCUAAUGGACUUGAAUUUGAACCCAAAAUGCUUUUUGAUGGAAGAUAGUAAAUUUUAAUGAAAAUUUUUACCCUCCAUUCUAUAGUUGUUGCUUAUUAUUAUUUUUAUUUUUGGCCAACUUAGUUGCUUACAUUUUGUUACUCCUUGUGGUUAGAUAAAUUAUAUACGUAAUAUAUUUUUCAAUGUGAAUCCAAAUAACUCUCUUGUUAUUGGAAAACUCCAGGUCCAUUUUCCUUAGCAAUUGUUUGAAUAGGUCACAUUAGACCAUACUAAUUGAUUAUUAAUGUUACAUUCAA
Messenger RNA from Humulus lupulus (European hop), 1482 nucleotides. Its product is annotated as myb family transcription factor PHL11. Gene Ontology annotation, molecular function: DNA binding; DNA-binding transcription factor activity. The transcript is spliced from 6 exons. Lineage: Eukaryota; Viridiplantae; Streptophyta; Magnoliopsida; Rosales; Cannabaceae. The coding region runs from base 407 to 1234 and encodes 275 amino acids. The record is from RefSeq and is a predicted model, not a curated record.